GCCAUCUGCCAGUCGUCUAUGGAUUUUUAGGUUACAUAAUUUUACUCGGCUGCCUUACUUUUCACCAGGGCGCAGCUGAUUAACAAGAAUCAAGAAUGUUGGGGGCAGUAAGUCGGAUUGGAAACGGAAUAUUAGCCGCUAAAUCAGUAGCAGAAAAAACUCUUACAGAAUGCAGCAAGAUCGCAACUGUAACCUCUAUCAACAAGAGAGAUUACGCUGCUAAAGCGGCAGGAAAAGGACAAGGUAAGGUAGUAGCUGUCAUCGGUGCCGUGGUGGACGUCCAAUUUGAAGAUAACUUGCCGCCUAUUCUAAAUGCCCUGGAAGUUCAAAACCGUUCCCCCAGGCUUGUCCUGGAGGUGGCACAGCAUUUGGGUGAGAACACCGUCCGUACCAUCGCCAUGGACGGUACCGAGGGUCUGGUCCGUGGCCAGCCCGUCUUAGACUCUGGCUCCCCUAUUCGUAUCCCCGUCGGUGCUGAGACUCUUGGCCGCAUCAUCAAUGUCAUCGGUGAGCCAAUCGACGAACGUGGGCCGAUUCCCACGGACAAGACCGCUGCCAUCCACGCAGAGGCCCCCGAAUUCGUUGACAUGUCUGUACAACAAGAGAUUCUGGUCACCGGUAUCAAGGUCGUGGACUUGCUCGCCCCCUACGCCAAGGGAGGUAAGAUUGGACUGUUCGGCGGCGCUGGCGUCGGUAAGACUGUACUUAUCAUGGAGCUGAUCAACAACGUUGCCAAGGCCCAUGGUGGUUACUCUGUAUUUGCUGGAGUAGGAGAGCGCACCCGUGAAGGGAAUGAUUUGUACCAUGAAAUGAUUGAAUCUGGUGUCAUUUCUCUUAAGGACAAGACCUCUAAAGUAGCUCUGGUAUAUGGCCAGAUGAACGAGCCUCCCGGCGCGCGUGCCCGUGUGGCCCUUACUGGACUGACUGUUGCUGAGUACUUCCGUGACCAGGAAGGGCAAGAUGUGCUGCUGUUCAUUGACAACAUUUUCCGUUUUACUCAAGCUGGUUCAGAGGUAUCUGCCCUGCUGGGUCGUAUUCCAUCUGCUGUGGGUUACCAACCGACUCUGGCCACUGACAUGGGUACUAUGCAGGAGAGAAUUACCACUACCAAAAAGGGAUCAAUUACCUCUGUACAAGCCAUCUAUGUACCUGCCGAUGACUUGACUGACCCUGCUCCUGCUACAACAUUCGCUCACUUGGAUGCCACUACUGUGCUGUCCCGAGCCAUUGCUGAGUUGGGCAUCUACCCAGCUGUGGACCCUCUUGACUCCACAUCCCGUAUCAUGGACCCCAAUAUUAUUGGUGCUGAGCACUACAAUGUUGCUCGUGGUGUCCAGAAGAUACUGCAAGAUUACAAAUCACUCCAAGACAUUAUUGCUAUCUUGGGUAUGGAUGAAUUGUCUGAAGAAGACAAGCUGACUGUGGCCCGUGUAAAAAUUCAGAGGUUCCUCUCUCAACCUUUCCAAGUAGCUGAAGUGUUCACUGGACAUGCUGGCAAACUUGUGCCUCUUGAGGAGACCAUCAAAGGAUUCUCUAAGAUUUUGCAGGGCGAGUAUGAUCAUCUUCCAGAAGUUGCAUUCUACAUGGUGGGACCCAUUGAGGAAGUUGUAGCAAAGGCAGAGACCCUUGCGAAGAAUGCUUAAUUUGUAAUGUCAGCAAACAGAUGAUAAUGUAACAAAAGUGUAUUUCUAAUAAAUUAAAUUUAGUGCCACCAAAA
Messenger RNA from Manduca sexta (tobacco hornworm), 1717 nucleotides. RefSeq names its product ATP synthase subunit beta, mitochondrial (gene Atpsyn-beta). Lineage: Eukaryota; Metazoa; Arthropoda; Insecta; Lepidoptera; Sphingidae. Gene Ontology annotation, molecular function: ATP hydrolysis activity; ATP binding; proton-transporting ATP synthase activity, rotational mechanism. Gene Ontology annotation, biological process: proton motive force-driven mitochondrial ATP synthesis; proton transmembrane transport. The record is from RefSeq and is a predicted model, not a curated record.